This is a messenger RNA of Fusarium venenatum, 624 nucleotides long. The record is from RefSeq and is a predicted model, not a curated record. Lineage: Eukaryota; Fungi; Ascomycota; Sordariomycetes; Hypocreales; Nectriaceae.
AUGACUGAGAAGUGGUUGGAUUGGGGCCACAAGCUAGACUACGGUGAGGCCAAGAUCUGGCUCGGGCAUGCAGGCGACGUCGUCUAUACGGCAGCCUCAGGAUGUUCGGGCAAAGUUGGGUUUGCCGCCAGCCAUCGACUUGGAGUCCAACAAUUCCAAAACACCAACCAAGAGACCAUCGUCGCAAUCUUCGUCAAGACCACACCUCCCAUAGCGGGUUCAGUGCGGCAGAUGGACACCCUGGGGAAUCUAGAGGGGGAAAACAAGAAACCCAAGAUCGCGUUGAGUUUCUUGAACCUCACACAGCCUAAUGCAACACGUGCCAGUUCGAUACAACACGACAAGCAAGGCAGGGACUACGAGAUGGCAAAACAACGUCGCGACAUGAAGAAGCCGGCGGGACACUACACUGCUGUGAUCGACAGACUCACUACCGCAGUGAUGCAGCUCUCACUCUCUGUGGCAGAGCCACUCAGACGUCCAAAUGCCGAAAACGAAGUACUUCGACGUGACAUGGAGCAGAUUCAGCACGAAUUGAAGGCAUACAAAGAACGAAUGAACAAACUCGAAGCACGACAGGGCAAAUCGGACGACAUUGACUCAUCUAAUGAGCCAAUCGAAUAA